Messenger RNA from Cucumis melo (muskmelon), 1761 nucleotides. RefSeq lists its product as uncharacterized. The record is from RefSeq and is a predicted model, not a curated record. The transcript has 2 exons. Gene Ontology annotation, cellular component: membrane. Gene Ontology annotation, biological process: transmembrane transport. NCBI's taxonomy places the organism in Eukaryota, Viridiplantae, Streptophyta, Magnoliopsida, Cucurbitales, Cucurbitaceae. Bases 1 to 1761 code for a protein of 586 amino acids. Gene Ontology annotation, molecular function: transmembrane transporter activity.
AUGGCUGUGUCGACCAUGUUAUCGGUUGGCAAUGACGGAACGAGGAGUGUAGAGAUCUUGAGUUUUGCUCAACAAGUGGUACUCGGACGAUGGUUCGCUCUUUUCGCUUCCUUCCUCGUAAUGACUGGCGCCGGUGGCUUUUAUUUGUUUGCUUAUUUCUCUAAAGACAUUAAAGAAACGCUCAAAUGUGACCAAACUACACUCAACAAGAUUGUUUUUUACAAAGAACUUGGAUCGAACAUCGGCAUUAUCUCUGGCCUUAUGGCCGAGGUCGCUCCGCCUUGGUGCCUUCUCGUUCUCUCCUCCGCCAUUAACUUCAUCGGCUACUUCAAGAUAUGGGAAGGCGUGGCCGGAAGAGUCGUGCAGCCAACCGCUGAGUACUUCUGCUUUUACAUAACAGUUGGGGGAAACUCUCAAAUCCUAGCUAAUACAGUUGUGUUAGUGACUUGCGUGAAGAACUUCCCAGAAAGAAGAGGAGUAAUCUUGGGACUUCUAAAAGGAUUCUUGGGAAUAGGUGGAGCUGUUCUAACCCAAAUUCACUAUGCAAUUUAUGGCCAUGAAACCAAAUCUAUCAUUCUCUUAAUCGCUUGGUUGCCUUCUUUAAUUACUCUUCUUUUUGCUUACACAAUCAGAGAAGUCAGAAUAGUAAAACAUCCAAAUGAAUUUAGAGUCUUCUUUCAAUUUCUCUAUGUUUCUCUCAUUCUUGCCUUCUUUCUUUUCAUCUUAAUCAUCCUUCAAAAAAAAGUUCAUUUCGAUCAUUUAGCCUACACGUUCGUCGUCGUUGCAAUCAUGGGUUUGCUCUUAAUUCCCCUCUUUAUUGCCAUUAGAGAAGAACUUGUUCAAUGGAAUCUUACCAGAAUCACUCGCUUCGUUAAAUCUCAAACAGUCACUAUUCAUAACCGUUUCAUUUCAACUCCCCUUCCUACUCCAAAAACUUCUUUUUUCGAAAACGUUUUUAAUAAACCCGAACGAGGAGAAGAUUACACUUUUCUUCAAGCCAUUUUGAGUAUUGAUAUGUUUAUUUUAUAUUUGACAAUGAUCAUUGGGAUUGGUUCAAGCUUUACAGCCAUUGAUAACCUUGCCCAAAUUGGUGAAUCUCAUGGCUACUCAACUGAAUCCAUCGAUUUAAUCAUUUCCAUUGUUAGUAUUUUCAACUUCUUCGGUCGAAUCUUUUCCGGGUUCGCUUCGGAAAUCUUGUUAGAGAAAUUCAAAUUCCCUAGACCAUUGAUGCUAACUUUCACUCUUUUGAUCUCCUGUAUUGGACAUAUCUUAGUAGCAUUUCCUUUCCAUCAUUCACUCUACAUUGCAUCAGUCAUAAUUGGGUUUUGUUUAGGUUCGCAAAUCCCGUUGUAUUUCGCUAUGAUUUCGGAGAUUUUCGGUCUCAAACAUUACUCUUUGUUGUAUAAUUUUGGGCAACUGUCUUGUCCCGUAGGGAGUUAUGUAUUGAAUGUGUUAGUGGCUGGGAGAUUCUAUGAUGAAGAAGCUAAAAUGGUUGGUAAUAAUUCAAUUGGUUUUACAUGUAAAGGGGAAUUGUGUUAUCGAAAUUCUUUUGCUAUUUUGACUGGGAUGUCAUUGUUGGGAGCUGUGAUUUCAUUGAUUUUGGUGAAGAGAACAAAUGAGUUCUAUAGUGGAGACAUAUACAAGAAAUUUAGAGAAGAUAUGGAUUCAUUGAAGACUGAAGUCGAACUUUAUACGAUUGAUACUAAGAUUGAAAGUGAUAGUGUCAAUGUUGGUAGCCAAAGUACUGAUACCUCCAUGUGA